AGCGAGCGGAACGAGAAGAAGCAGCAGCAGUAACAACAACAACAACAACAACAACAGCAGCAGCAGCCACAGUUGAAAACGACACUUGGAGACUUUACACAGAGACUGUUAUUCCUGCGGCACCAGCACUGACUCCGCGCAGUUAAUUCCAGCAGAGAGAAGAGAGCGCAAAGUUUGGAGAAAUGCAGUCAGUGUUCCAGCACCUCAUCAGCCUGCUGUUCGUCUUCAGCAGCCUGAACGUUGAGCAGCUGACAGAGGGCUGCUCGUGCGCACCGUCGCAUCCGCAGCACGCGUUCUGCAACUCCGAGAUAGUGAUCCGUGCUAAAGUGGUGGGGAAGAAGCUCCUGAGGGAUGGACCUUUUGGAACGCUGCGGUACACGGUCAAGCAAAUGAAGAUGUACAAAGGCUUUGACAAAGUCCAGCAUGUGCAGCACAUUUACACAAGCGCCUCGGAGGGUUUGUGCGGUGUCAAGUUUGACAUCAACAAGUACCAGUACCUGAUCACAGGUCGAGUGUACAAUGACAAGGUUUACACCGGGCUGUGCAACUUCAAUGAGCAGUGGGACCGUCUCUCAUUGGCCCAGAAGAAAGGCAUCAACCAUCGCUACCAGCUGGGCUGCAAGUGCAGGAUUAAGUCCUGCCACUACCUGCCGUGCUUUGUGACCUCAAAGAACGAGUGCCUAUGGACGGACAUGCUCUCACACUUUGGCAGUUCUGGCUACCAAUCCCGGCACUACGCCUGCAUCCAGCAGAAGGAAGGCUACUGCAGCUGGUACCGAGGCAUGACCUCCCGAGACAAAACCACCAUCAAUGCCACCGACCCCUGAACCCAGCCGCACGAUGCCCCGAACCCCACUGUCGCGUCGCUGACUCUGUCUCUUCUGUAGAGUAUUUCAGGACUCGUAAAGCUCACUGAUUUGGGUGACUGUUCCUCUUAAAGGGGCAAAAAGAGAAAAGAACAAAUCCAUUGCAGUGCCUGUUUCGUAGCACAAAGAAAACAAUAUCUAUUUUGUUUAACAGAUCUCCCAAUUGAACUCUUUCGUGGUUUUCCCUUUGGUCACAUUUAAACAAUCCUUGCAGUGCACUGUCUACAUUAGGGUUCAGUUGUAUUCAAAAUACAACAACGACUGACAGUUAAAAAGCUAAAACGCAUGUAAGUCCUUGAACAAUGUCCACUGGGAAAUACAGAACUUAACUUAAAGACACUGUUGUCGCUGACACAAGUAUCUCUGUUGCAGUUCCUGCUAUUAUCGUUCUGUGCUUGGAGGCUAUACUUGUAAAUCAUUUACCUGUCGUCCCCUUAAAAAACCUAAGCUAAACUAAGUCGUUAAGUAUCAGAUAAAUGUCCAAACGAUGGAAAAAGUACAAUCGGCAUGGAUCAAAAGGUACAUUUGAGAUGUAAAACUAUUAUACUGUUAUUGCCAAACAAAGUUAAGGUAUGACCCAAGAAUAUUAUACCUCUUAGUUUAGCUUCAAAACUAUUUUUUGAUAAUGGUGUUGUUUCAUACAUACACACACACACACACACAUGUG
This is a messenger RNA of Solea senegalensis (Senegalese sole), 1533 nucleotides long. Its product is annotated as metalloproteinase inhibitor 3-like. The transcript has 5 exons. Gene Ontology annotation, molecular function: metalloendopeptidase inhibitor activity; protease binding. Gene Ontology annotation, biological process: negative regulation of endopeptidase activity; negative regulation of membrane protein ectodomain proteolysis. The record is from RefSeq and is a predicted model, not a curated record. Lineage: Eukaryota; Metazoa; Chordata; Actinopteri; Pleuronectiformes; Soleidae. Gene Ontology annotation, cellular component: extracellular matrix. Bases 183 to 827 code for a protein of 214 amino acids.